GGUGGCAAAACAAAAGCGAGGCGGCCGUGACUGUACUGCGCGAUUAACCUCUCUGUCUUUCCUUUUUAUUUUUUUUAUAAGUUGUUUAUAGCUUCAGCGAGUUUAUAACUUUUAUAUAAUUAUUUUGCUGUCUGAAGGACGUGAGGGAAACAAAUACAAUGACGUGAAUAUUCGGGUUUUAGUGACGGUGCGCUGGGAAAAGACUCUGAUGAUCUCAUGUUUGCACUGAAGGCGCUCCGUUAUCGUGGGACCUUUAGUGCUCCCGUUUGCCUUUAGACAACCAUGUACCGCGUCACUGGAGAGCGGGACUUCCAGACGUCAGCCCGCCGCAUGGGCACGUCGCUGCUCUUCCAGCUGUCGGUGCAUGAAAGAGAACUGGACCUGGUGUUCCUGGACCACAGUUAUGCCAAGCCCUGGAACGCCCACCCUGACGCCAGCAGUGCCCGGCCCACCCGCAUGCUGUUCGUCACCCCGCGCCGCCAGCAGGACUCUUCUGUGGAGUCUGAGAUGUCUAUCGAUGUUGAGACGGUCACGCCUACUCCCAUGCCCCUCUACGACAACCAGAAAGCCCGGAGCGUGAUGAACGAGUGUGAACGUCACGUUCUGUUCGCGCGGACCGUUGCUGACGGCCCGCUGCCUCCAGACGACUGGGAAGAUCAUAUUAACAAGACUGGAUGGACAAUGGCCCAGAACAAGCUGUUUAAUAAAGUCCUGAAGGCACUACAGGCGGAGAGACUGGCCAGGCUGGCUAAUGAAAGUGUGUGUAACGAGCCCGUCCUGCGCAGGAUCGCGGUGGAUAAAUGUGCCCGAAAAGUUCGGCAUGCGCUAGCCAGCGUGAACUGGGAUGCUAAGCUAACUCAGUGGCUACACAGCACCCUGGUGGAGUCUCUGAGCCUGGCCAUGCUGGCCGCCUACCUGGAUGUCCUGCAGACCCUCAAAAGCAAGGUCCCUUCUUUGAUUGAGCGGAUGCUGCCAGCGUCAUCCACUAAAUCGGGUGCGGCGGGAGCGGAGGCGCUGUCCCUGCUCCUGAAGCGCCCCUGGGAUCCCGCUGUGGGUGUGCUGUCGCAAAACAAACCGAAUAAACUUCCUGGUUCACCUCUGAUCCUGAUUUGUCCAUCAGGACCAACAUUGCCCACCUUCUCUACCUCCCGCAGAAUGAGAUUCUGGCAAUCACAGCUCUCCUGUUUGGGCAAGGUCAUUCCUGUAAGCACUCACGUGGGCAGCGGUGCAAACAUCAGCAUCACUCAGUGUCUGGAGCACCUUAUCGGCACCGUCAGGGGGAAAGUCAUUGAGGUUCACAGUCACUUCCCUCACAAACCUAUCAUCCUGGUGGGCUGGAACGUGGGUGCACUGAUCGCUUGCCAUGUGUCUCUUAUGGAGCAUGUCACGGCAAUCGUGUGUCUGGGUUUCCCUCUGCAAACAGUCAGCGGAUUAAGAGGGGACGUGGACGACCCGUUGUUGGACAUGAAGACCCCUGUGCUGUUUGUGGUGGGUCAGAACGCGCUGCAGUGCGGCACAGAGAACAUGGAGGAGUUCAGGGAGAAGAUUCGAGCAGACAACAGCAUGGUGGUUGUAGGAGGGGCUGAUGACAACCUCAGGAUCGGCUCCCCCAAGAUGAAAGCUGAAGGCCUGACCCAGACGAUGGUGGAUCGUUGCAUUCAGGAUGAGAUCGUGGACUUCCUGACAGGCAUUUUGAUGCGAGCAGAAAGUCCCAGUCUGACCUCGGGGGAAACGCGGGAUCUCGACGCAGAGAAGAAAAAGAAACCGCGUCGCGAGUUGCCCUUUGAGACGGAGAGGUCACGACCUUCUUCACCAGCCGUCAAGGUUCCCAUUUCCCCUUCAGGAUCAGAGGACAUGUCCAGUGUGUGCAGCAGUCCCACAGCCAGCCCCAAACCCAAGACCACCAGUCUGUCUCCGGCUCAGAAGUCGAGCCUCAUCACUGCCACCCAGCUCCUCAAAACGCACAUGCAGCGAUCCGGAACCGUGCUCACGCACAAACAAGCUCAAGCUCAGUUCGCUGCCUUUAUGAAACAGAACAUGCUGGUGAGGAAGAGUGUUCCUCCUGGCAGCCCCUCCUGUCUGUUUGUGCCUGUGGCUGGCGAACAGGUGGAAGGUUUGGAGCAGAACGAACAGCGGCUCCAUUUGAAGAGGAGGCAGACGCCAAGUCCCACAAUCCCUUCAAAACCAUCCAAACGGGCCAAGAUCAAAGUCACCAUCGUCUCCCACGGCGACACAGCUGGUGCCACUGUGCCUUCCGGCAUCCAGGAAGUAGGAGCAUCUGGAAAGCCCCUUACAGUCAACAUGGGCCAAACUGUAUCGGGUGCCAAAGAUCUUUCCGGACUGUUAAGCGCACAAAGGUCUGGGGCUUUGACUGAUGUCACUGGAGGUCUCAGCUCGGGCGGAGCUUCCUUCCACAGCCUGCAGGGAGGAGUCAUAUCUGGUUCCUCGUCCACCCCAGCACAGGUCCAGACUUCUGCACAAGCUACUUCUGCCAGUAGCCUGUUGCAGGGCCUGAGCUUCAGCCUGCAGGAGAUCAGCUCUAAAGCCCCGGUUCUACCCUCCAGCACACAGGCAUCAGGAGGGAAGGCUCAGGCUCAUGGACAGGUGUUAACCUCACUCAGUCCAGCAGGCGGCACUCUGGUGCGCGCCGUUCCUGUAGUCUCCACCGGCGCUGGAGUGACCAAAAGCACAGCCAUCCAUCAGCUCCUCACCAACGGAGGCCUGGCCAAGCUGGCCAAUAGCCUGCCAGGACUUGCCCACGUAGCCAAUCAGAGCGUGGGUCUGAAAGCCCCGACUACAAUCACAGUGACAUUGCGAGGCCAGCCAAGUCGAGUUCCAGCUCUGGGCCAUGCUGGAGCUGUACUGCCACCUCACAACACAUCUGAGCAGCAGUGAAUAGAAACUCCAUGGGAAAGGUUCACGCUGUGUGAAGCACCAUUGACACUCUCAAUGGCUUUAUUCGUAAACAGAGUCCUGAGGCUCUGGGGAAAUGCUGCUAUCCUGACCGCAUGGCUGAUCGUCUUGACCUGCUUUACCACCGUGAGUGAGUUUGGAACAGCUGUGGACUUUAUUCUACUUAUCACCCACCAGUCAUCUUUCUGGCAAGGACAGGGAUAUGAAUCAGUGUUUUACCAUCGAUUUAGGAUGAAUGAGUCGAAGAUUAGUCACAGUCACUGUAAUUCCCCUGAGUUAGCUUUAUUAAAAAAAAACCCUAUUAUUUCAUUAUCCUGUACAUGUGUGUAUACUGUGUGGAUGACAAUAAAGUUGAAAACUGGGCUUUGAAA
Molecule: messenger RNA, 3284 nt
Organism: Neoarius graeffei (lesser salmon catfish)
Lineage: Eukaryota; Metazoa; Chordata; Actinopteri; Siluriformes; Ariidae
Gene: kansl3
Product: KAT8 regulatory NSL complex subunit 3
Exons: 22
Coding region: 283-2895 (870 amino acids)
Biological process (GO): positive regulation of transcription by RNA polymerase II
Cellular component (GO): NSL complex
Source: RefSeq, a predicted model, not a curated record